Toxoplasma gondii ME49 is the source of this 2305-nucleotide messenger RNA. Its product is annotated as reticulon protein. The record is from RefSeq and is a predicted model, not a curated record. NCBI's taxonomy places the organism in Eukaryota, Apicomplexa, Conoidasida, Eucoccidiorida, Sarcocystidae. Bases 632 to 1222 code for a protein of 196 amino acids. The transcript has a single exon.
UUAAUCGAAGUGUGUGGUCGGUCGUGAAAAAGAGACGAACAGCAGCAAGAGGUUCAGCGUGGCGGUAUCGUGCAAAAUCGUUCUCCCUCACCUGUUGUUCCCCGGCUUUCAGCGCUAGUGAGCAGGUCACUUCUGCGGGAAGAGAAGUGGUCCGAAAGACUUUUGUUGUGUGGUACGUGUGCAGAGUGCUUUGGCUCUGUCUUAGAAGAGCGCUGCUCCUGUCGAGGAUUCCCCGUUCCGUGUCUCUGGAAUCUUCCGCACACACAUGCUUCCGACUGUGGUAAGCGCUUUUUUGGGAGGUUGCUCACUUUUGGCGUAGCACUUGCGAGUUCUCCGACCAGACUGCUUGCAAGCAACACUUCCAUCCUCUGUGCGCCCGUCUAUUCUCUUCGCGUUUACUGUAUAAAGGGAUAUGCAAACCGUGUUUGUGAGAGUUUUCUAGGUAGGGGUAGUUUACGUGUCUUCAUUGGACAGCGUUUUUUUGAACGCUGCGCUCGAGGGACGAACGGGACUUCAGUCGCAGGCGUCAGUCUUUCAACGCGGUCCUUUAUUGUGCAAGCACGUUUCAAGCACUUUCGAUUCUGGGAUUCCCCCGUUUCGCAUUGCCGCCUUCCGUCUUCCACCACACACCAUGUCGAAAAUUAGCGCUGGUUCGAGUUCCCCUACAAGGGAAUACGAGUGUGCAGUGGCUCGAUUACUGUCGUGGGAAAACCCAACCACGGCGGGAUCGCUCUUUCUGGGAAUCAAUUUGCUUUACUUCUUUGUAUUUGUUCUGGGUAAAUCACUUCUCUCCGUUAGUUGCUACUUCCUGAUGGUGCCGUUUGCUGCGGGAUUCCUGUUUCGCGUCCUCGACCUUGCGCCCUCGUUUGGCGAAGGCCCCGUUGAAAUCGUGAGUCGAAGUACACUCAGCGGAAUGGUUGGCCGCUGCUACGAGAACGUUAACUGCGUCCUGGAGUCAGUGCGAGAUGUGUUGUUGUGGAAGGAUGCCAUGUACACGGCCAAGUGCUGCGUACUAACGUGGGCUGUCGGGUACGUCUCGUCGUUUUUCUCCAUGUGCUUCCUCGUUUUCUGUGUUGUCUGGAUUGCCUUUGGCUUUUCGUUCGUCAAGAAGAUGUGCGCAGCUCCCGUGUGCGCAUGUGUCUCCCCAUACAUCCAGGAAGCCCAGGAGUUCUGCAGUCGCAUGGUUGCCGCCAUUCCCCGAAUGGACAGUGUCACAAAGUAGAGGGUACCUGAGAGGCUUGAAAGGAUCAGUGAGUGUCAGCAGCGUGCCACAGUAGCUGCAUCUCUCGCUGGAACUCGUGGGGUAUUAGAACGCAUGCGCUGCCGGACUGUAUCAUCAGACACAGGACUACAGAAAAGCGGCAGGUGUACCGCUGUGUCUUUUCAUCAGAUACCACUCCGGAACAAGAGAUCAUGUGGAGAUGAGCGUUUUUAUACGUCUGUAGCUUGCCAUCUCUCGAGGGGAAGGGCACUGGCGAGCAAGGAACUAGCUUGAGGAGCAUGUCGAGGUUGUUUACUUCCCAUCUCUGUUGUCUCCGAGAAACCCGAGAGUGCAUCGAAAUGCCAUUCCAUUUGUGUAUGAUUACCGUCUGAAGUCGCUCACGAUUGAGCGCGUGCUCGGUUGUGCCACUGGUCGCUAGAGGCUGUUUUGCGGGAGCCUUUGCGCAGUUCAUUGCGGAUAUCGACGUUGCUACAAACAACAUUCCGGGUCAAAGAUAAACGUCGAUACGAUGCAGCACUAGCGAAGCGCGUCGUGACGGAAUGAAAGUCGGAAGGCGGGGUUCGACAUGUAGACUUCAGGGGAAGUGUGAGUGUUCCGGUGCGACUCCAGGCUCCUGUGUGAAGUUCUUUCUUCCCAGAGUCUGCGGAGUGGAGCAAUUCAUACCGUAUAUGAUUCGUGGAGGAAAGUUGUCGAUUGUUCGUGUGGGUAAGUUGCUGAGUACUACGCUGAGUGAAUUUCCGAGACAGCGUGGACGAAUUUGGCCGCGCCCAUCCUCGUGACUGCGAGUGAUUCUCAAAGGAACAUGGUAUCCUGAGAGUCUGCAUGCCAUUCCUCCGGUGGUGGCAACGUCACCGUAACAAGUCAGUCAGCCGUUACCGUCCAAGAGUGCCUCUAGCUGGCGUCACGGUUCCUCGAUCAAGAAUAAUCGAUCGGAACGCCGGUCAUACUGUGGUCCCCACCGAGGGUAGAUCUAGAACAAGAACACUCUCUAAAACCUUUAUUACGCACAGGGAUGGAGGAGACACCUCAACCGAAGGAAAUGUUUGACGUCGUUUGCUGUCAGGCGGCUACAGAACCCAGCUU